AUGUCUAAUUCCACCGCUUUCUCCAUUGCGUAUACCAAAGCCCAGCAAAGAUUGAACCAUCUUGCACGUGCAGUGGAUGGAGAAUCUUGGGAGAAAUCAGAAUGGCGACUUUCUAUCCAAAGGACCUCUCAUGAGGUUGUGUCUCUAGUCGAGGUUGUUUGCAAUCAGACUGCACACUUGGUCCCUCCAGUCACCUUGGGCAGGCACAAUGUUAUCUAUCGAAUUCACUGCGAUGGGGAUCCUUACGACAUUGUUGUUCGGCAACCACGCCCCGAUUUGGUACAGUUCUGGGAGGAAAAGGCUGGCUAUGAAUCUGCAACCAUGUCUUACCUCGCCAAAAACAGUGCUUUACAUGUUCCGGACCUCUUCUUUCACAUUCCGUCAUCACAUAUUGGACCGGCUAAGAUCUUACUAUUCGUAGAAAGUCAUCGGAGCAUGUCAGGCGCCCUCGCGGGCUCUGACGAGGAUCCGGAGGAGAUAGCGGUUCUGGACCCAGAGAUACCCGAAGAGGAUCUAAGAAUGCUUUACGGGAAGAUGGCUGCGCUUCUGAUCAAGCUCUUCGAGCCAACCCGGCAUAAGAUUGGGUCAUUGGUCGAAGUUGGCAGCGAGCAUUCAGUGGCGCGUCGACCACUCACCCAAAAUAUGUACGACAUGGUAUGCAAGGCGUUUAUCCCAAAAUCAGUUCUUCCGUCAUCAGAAAAGGUAUAUCACAGUGCCGAUGAAUGGUACGCCGCUUCGGCAGCUAUGCACAUGGCUCAGUUGCUUUUCGAGCAUAACCAUAUUGUUGAGUCGGAGGACGAAUGCCGAAAUAAGUAUGUUGCACGAUAUUUGUUUCAUUCACUCGCAAAGGAAGGUCAUCUGUCUUCUUUUGGAUUUCUUGAGGAUAAUUGGUCAGCCCAGUCUCAGUCUUUGAACUUGUCGUGCUCUAUGCCAUAUGGGACUGACUCUUUUCGACUUUGGUGCGACGAUCUGAGGCCCCAUAAUGUUCUUUUGGACAGAAACGACAAUAUCGCGGCAGCUCUUGACUGGGAAUUCUCAUACUUCGCUCCUACGCAAUUCAGCCUCGAUCCGCCCUGGUGGCUGUUGCUGCAGCCUCCGGAGCUGUGGCCUUCUGGAAUCGAUGAUUGGUCCCAGGUCUACGAAGCCAGGCUUGAGACCUGGCUAUUUGCAAUGUAA
Molecule: messenger RNA, 1176 nt
Organism: Fusarium musae
Lineage: Eukaryota; Fungi; Ascomycota; Sordariomycetes; Hypocreales; Nectriaceae
Exons: 1
Coding region: 1-1176 (391 amino acids)
Source: RefSeq, a predicted model, not a curated record